UAUGGCAAAGGCUGGUGGCGACAGAGGGAAGAAAGGAACAAAGGUCGCCCUGGCAUUUCCUCUGUUCAGGCACAGUCUUUCUCCAAGGUGCUGUGUGCCCACCAAGCAGACACCCCAGCCAAGUUCCAAAUCCAGCUACAAAGGAUUGGUCACCAUGCCGGAACUUAAUACCAAAGUCACCAAGACUCUGAACAAAACCACACCUGGGCUUCAAAUAUGGAGAAUUGAGAACAUGGAGAUGGUGCCUAUACCACCCAAGACCUAUGGAAACUUCUAUGAAGGGGAUGCCUAUAUCGUGCUUGCGACACAUAAGACGGGGAAUACUUUCACCUAUGACAUCCAUUUCUGGCUGGGUAGCUCAUCAUCUCAGGAUGAACAAGGUGCAGCUGCCAUCUUCACAACACAAAUGGAUGAGCACCUGGGUGGAGUUGCUAUACAGCAUCGUGAGACCCAAAGUUAUGAGAGCGACACAUUCCGGAGUUACUUCAAGCAGGGCCUUGUCUAUAAGAAGGGUGGUGUGGCCUCAGGGAUGCAACAUGUGGAAACCAACACCUACAAUGUGCAACGUCUACUGCAUGUCAAAGGGAAGAAGAAUGUAAUGGCUGGAGAGGUGGAGAUGAACUGGGACAGUUUCAAUUCAGGGGAUGUCUUCCUGCUGGACUUGGGGAAGCUCAUCAUCCAGUGGAAUGGUUCUGACAGCAACCGUGUGGAACGGCUGAAGGGCAUGAAUCUAGCCAAGGACAUCCGUGACCGAGAGCGUGGUGGCCGAGCACAGGUGGCUGUAGUGGAUGGUGAGAAUGAAGAUGCAUCUCCUACACUCAUGAAGAUCAUGUUCUAUGUGCUCGGGGAGAAGAGGAACAUCCAACCAGCCAUUUCAGAUGCCAUAGUGGACCAGAAAUUGAAAUCUUCUCUGAAGCUCUACCACGUCUCUGAUGUAGAAGGGAAUCUACUUGUGCAGGAAGUUGCUAUCCAGCCCCUUACACAGGACCUCCUGAAGCAUGAGGACUGCUACAUCUUGGACCAGGGUGGCAUUAAGAUCUUUGUGUGGAAGGGCAAGCACUCCAGCAAGGAAGAGAGGCAGCAGGCCAUGUCAAGGGCUUUGGGUUUCAUCAAAGCAAAAAACUACCCACCCGGCACCAGUGUCGAGACGGAAAACGAUGGCUCCGAAUCAGCUGUUUUCAGGCAGCUCUUUCAGAAAUGGACAGUUCACAAUCAAAGCACUGGCUUUGGCAAGACUAAUACAGUUGGAAAAAUAGCCAAGGUGGAGCAGGUGAAGUUUGAUGCCACUACUUUGCAUGCUAGGCCUGAGUUGGCUGCCCAGCACAAGAUGGUUGAUGAUGGUUCUGGAGAGGCACAGGUUUGGCGAAUUGAGAACUUAGAACUGGUGCCAGUGGAGGGUCGCUGGCUUGGGCAUUUCUACAGUGGAGACUGCUAUCUUAUCCUCUACAAAUACUUAGUUUACAGCAAGAUGCACUACAUCAUUUACAUUUGGCAGGGCCGUCACGCCACCAAGGAUGAGAUUACUGCCUCUGCCUACCAAGCUGUCACUUUGGACCAAGAAUAUGAUGGUGAGCCUGUGCAGGUGCGAGUGACCAUGGGCAAGGAACCUGCCCAUCUUAUGGCCAUUUUCAAAGGACGCCUGGUGGUAUAUGCGGGUGGUACUUCCCGAGCUGGUAAUACAGAUCCAGAACCUCCCACCCGCCUUUUCCAGGUUCAUGGGACUAAUGAAUAUAAUACCAAGGCUAUGGAGGUGGCUCCCAGGGCCUCCUCCCUCAAUUCCAACGAUGUCUUCAUUCUCAAAACUCAGAGCUGCUGCUACCUCUGGUAUGGUAAGGGCUGCAGCGGGGAUGAGAGAGAGAUGGCCAAGACUGUGUCCGACCUGAUCUCCAGGAUGGAGAAAGUAGUGGUAGCGGAAGGCCAGGAGCCUGCAGAAUUCUGGGUUGCACUAGGCGGGAAGUCUCAGUAUGCCAACAACAAAAGAUUACAAGAAGAAAUGGUUUCAAUCACCCCUCGGCUCUUUGAGUGUUCCAAUAAGACAGGCAAAUUCCUUGCCACAGAGAUUACCAAUUUUACUCAGGAUGAUCUAGAACAAGAUGACGUGUUCUUGCUGGAUGCCUGGGACCAGGUUUACUUCUGGAUUGGUAAAGAUGCAAAUGAGGCUGAGAAAGAGGCAGCAGCCGUCACUGCACAAGAGUACCUGCGGACCCAUCCAGGUGGUCGGGAUCUUGAUACCCCAAUUGUGGUUGUGAAACAAGGCAAUGAACCUCCAACAUUCACCGGCUGGUUCCUAGCAUGGGAUUCUCUCAAAUGGACAGAGAAGAAAACCUAUGAAGAGCUGAAAGCUGAACUUGCCAAUGACGACAGCCUUGGCCAGCUCAGUUCUGAAAUCUUGGAAGGAAAAGAUAUUUUUACUGCCAAGACGAGUUUUGGCAAGUUGUCAUUCUCUACAUACCCCUCGGAGAAACUGGUGAAUGUAACUGCAGAAGACCUACCCAAGGACGUGGAUCCCAGCCGGAAGGAGCACUAUUUGUCAGAGGAAGAUUUUUUUGAGGUCUUUGGAAUGUCCCAGCGGGAUUUUGCUGCACUGCCUUCAUGGAAGCAAAUGUCUCUCAAGAAAGAAAAAGGACUAUUCUAAAUGGAAAUAAUCCUGCCAUUAUUUUCAGCCAGUUGCAGACCUGAAUUUUAAAAAAAAAGCUUGAUAACAGAAGCAUUCAGAAUUUUCUACCACUAGCAGUUUUGCAGGGACAAAAGGGAUUCCUUUUUAAACACUACAGAUGAUCUUAGGGCAGACCCAGGCAGCUGCUUUAACAUACUUUUCUCCAGUCACGAAGCUGCCCCAAACUACGCUGGCUAAUUUACUCUUUCCCAACAGCCAAGCUCCAAUGUGAUUUGGUGACAAAGUUGGUGAGUGGGGCUAUCGUGACAGCUUUAUUGUGGAACAAAUGAAGGAAAGCAAUCAAUGGAUUUCCUGCUGGUGGAAGGGGAAAAAAAAACACCCACUUUUCCUAAUAUGAGGUUGGGCUGGGGCAGGUUUUGACUGAUGGUGAGGCCGAUGGAUUUUGCCAUCUAUCAGAACCUGAUCUGCUGGGUGAGAACUUUCCAACUCCCCUCUUUUUAUAGGGAAACCCCCAUUCGCACCACAGAUCAGGUGAUGCCCUCCCAUUAUUGCUCUUGGUCUGUUCCUCUCUCUUUUGCACAUGCUGUAGCACUCCCUUGGUCACCUGGUCUCUCACUCUUUCUCACACUCUUAUCACUCCAGUUGCUCUCACUUAUUUGGCCCGGUCUCAGGGGACUCCCCAAUUCAACUAGCACUAUUUUUCUUACCAACGUUCCUUGCAAGAUUUUCCUACCUGGAACAUUUUGGACCCAAAUCACUUUGAGAUAUCAAGCAAGAAUAUCACAAUCUUGCAACCUGGCCAGAAACCACUGAACAACUUAAAAGCAGCCAAUUUCUGCUGCUUAAAAACAUUUUUUAAAACUUGCUUUGGCAAUAGAAGAAAAUAUAGGUAUGGCAGAUCUAGGAGGGUUUUGACCCUCUGAGUCUGCCCCUAAUCUGCUCUUGUCUAUACUCAUAGCUGUCUACAUAAUUAUAGCUAGAGAGUUUUCAGCUGCCAAUGAAGAAGGUGCUGCCAAAACAGAUGGGAUUUUCAGGCCCCUGAGCUGGAAGUCUUGAAGUGACCCAUAAAGCACAGAGCAUCCCAGCUGGAACCAUAGUUUUCUUAUGAAAUGUAUCCCAAUGCAAAUAAAACAUCGGCACACAAAAUGAGAAGCUAUCCUUGUUUGUAAGCAGCAAGUCACUACACCUUUACAGCAGCAUAAACAGAACUGGGUCAGUUUACCAUCAGGCCACUACUGUUGUAAAUUCAGUUAAGUUAAACUACGUUGAAACAUACCCAGUCCAUAUUGGCAGAAAUAGCCUCUCAAUUCCUCAAAGAGAAAUCAAACAGGAUUGAAGUUUUGUGGCUUACAAUAAUAACAAUUUUACCUUCAGAGAAUGACAGCUUUUGAAGUAUAUGGACCCCACUCCUAAUGUACAUUUCCAUAAUGAAUUUUAGUAGUUUUUAAUAUACAGCAACGUAUCCUCCAACAGGUUUAUGCAUUUUAAAACAAUCAAAAACAAAUUUUAAAUUAAUCAAAAAUUUGGAAUAUCUAAGAAUGCAAAAUUAAUGUGAAAAAGUACCAUGGUUUUUUAGUGUCGAUUUUGUGGAGGAAAAACAGCAAUCAAAUAGCAGUAAGGACAACAGAAAAGUUUCAAGGCACUGCAUUGUUCUAGAAAGAAAAAUCAGAUUCCACAUUAAUAAAGAGUGUUUAAUUUCUCAGAAA
This is a messenger RNA of Candoia aspera, 4323 nucleotides long. It is a transcript of the gene VIL1, whose product is annotated as villin 1. Gene Ontology annotation, molecular function: phosphatidylinositol-4,5-bisphosphate binding; actin filament binding. Gene Ontology annotation, biological process: actin polymerization or depolymerization; actin filament severing; barbed-end actin filament capping. Lineage: Eukaryota; Metazoa; Chordata; Lepidosauria; Squamata; Candoiidae. The coding region runs from base 2 to 2635 and encodes 877 amino acids. The transcript is spliced from 20 exons. The record is from RefSeq and is a predicted model, not a curated record. Gene Ontology annotation, cellular component: actin cytoskeleton; lamellipodium; cytoplasm.